AUGCCUUGGAGUUUCAUAGGUGAUUUCAACACUAUACUUGGUGCUCACGAGUAUGAUGGUUCUUUUAGGCCUGCGAGAGGCCUGAUGGAAGAGUUUGCUGACUGGACAGAUUACAACCAUUUGGUCCAUAUGCCUACUGUUGGUGUUAAGUUUACUUGGGCUAAUGGUAUAGAGGGUAGGCAGCAUACUCGUAAAUGGCUGGAUCGAGUUAUUUGCAAUCAGGAUUGGGUUAGUCUGUGUGCUCAAUCUUCCUGCUCCACUCUUAACAAAUCUCGGUCUGAUCAUUACCCCAUUUUAUUACACUUUAACUUUCAAGAGUUCAAGUUCAAAUCUCACUUUCGUUUUAUGCAAAUGUGGACAUUGCAUCCUGACUGCAUUAAAGUGGUGGAAGAUGCUUGGAAAACUAAUUUUAUUGGUUGUCCGAUGUUCGUUCUGGCAGCAAAGUUAAAAUUUCUCAAGGAGAAGCUUAAGGUGUGGAACAAAGAGUAUUUUGGAAAUAUGCAAGACAAUGUCAAGAAGGCUGAGUUAGCUCUAGAAAAUAUUCAGCAUCAUAUUGACACAGACGACCAUACCGUUGUUCUGGCUCAACAAGAGAAAGUGGCGCAAGCUCGGCUAGAACAGGCUCUUAAUAUUGAGAGCUCUUUUGGAAAGAUAAAGCUUGUGUUAACUGGCACUUACACGGGGACCGGAACACGAAAUAUUUUCACAAGAUUACUAAAAUCAGAAACUCAUCAAAUCUCAUUAACUCUAUGA
Messenger RNA from Lathyrus sativus (Indian pea), 753 nucleotides. Lineage: Eukaryota; Viridiplantae; Streptophyta; Magnoliopsida; Fabales; Fabaceae. The record is from the annotation of a GenBank genome assembly.